AUGCUCAUGAACCUCAUUCUAAUCAUCCUGGUGAUCCACCAAUCACCCAAGAAAAUCGGAAAUUACAAGUAUCUCAUGUGCUAUUUCUGUGUGAUGUCGAUGAUCUACGCUGGUAUUGAUUACAUUGUUCAACCGUAUAUUCACAGUUAUGGAUCCAGUUUCUCCAUGAUCAUGGAUCUUAGAGACAGUAUUUUCAGCAAGUUCCGACAGGUUGCAUCUGUAUUGACAGCCUCUCUAGCUGCAUGUUUUGGAGUUAGUAUUUAUGCGAUUGCGAUCAAUUUUAUUUAUCGAUACUUGGCGAUUCAGAGAGAAGGACGCACCCGAUAUUUCCAUGGUUUUCGUCUAUAUAUCUGGCUUACAAUUCCAAUAUUGACGGGCAUCCUUUGGCUCAGUGUUGCAUGGUUCUUGUUGGAUUAUGAUGAGGAAUUAGCUGAGUAUUUGAGAGACAGCAUCAACAACAGCUAUGGCCUCGAUGCAAGUGAGAUAACACUAACUGGGUGUAUGUACUUUAGACCAGAUGAGAAGGGAAACUUACGUUGGUGUAUUGAGGAUACAGUCGGUGCAGGGAUAUUGUGUAAUGUUAUGGCAAUUCCAUUCUGUGUCAUCUGCUAUUUUGGCUACAAAAGUCACAAGAAGAUCAGCAAAAUCACUGCGAAUGGAGAGAGUGAUUAUUCGAAGAGACUUCAGACACAGUUGUAUAACGCACUUGUGGUUCAGACAGCCAUCCCGGUGAUCUUUCUGUUCUUCCCAAUUGGUGCCCUUUUCACUGCUCCACUCCUUGGAAUCAAUCUGGAAAAAGGAAGUUUCCUGGUCACAUUCUUCUAUUCAUUCUACCCAGUUGUUGACCCGAUUCCCACUCUUUAUUAUGUGGAUGAGUAUAGAGACGCGUUUAUGAAUUUUUGGAGAAGAAAAUUGUCAAAAACUCAGAUAGCCUCGGUGGUCACAUUCGACGCUCACGUGGAUCUUCCCUAG
This is a messenger RNA of Caenorhabditis remanei, 972 nucleotides long. RefSeq lists its product as uncharacterized. Lineage: Eukaryota; Metazoa; Nematoda; Chromadorea; Rhabditida; Rhabditidae. The record is from RefSeq and is a predicted model, not a curated record. Gene Ontology annotation, molecular function: G protein-coupled olfactory receptor activity. The transcript has 7 exons. Bases 1 to 972 code for a protein of 323 amino acids. Gene Ontology annotation, biological process: olfactory behavior; G protein-coupled receptor signaling pathway.